AUGCUGAAUGACUACAACAAAGAAGUGCUUGUGGCUUUGAUAAAGGCAGAUCUGGCGCUGGCAACAGAAAACGCUGCCUACGGCUUAUGGGAGUACACUUGCAAGAUGCUCGACAAAACAAUGAAGCAGCACAUUGGCGUCGAUGCUGCGGAGACUCUGAAUCUUGUCAAAACUAUGAUAGAACACGGUUACUUGGAGAUGUAUGAAAACGCCAACAGCACUUCUGGACUGAAAGAGAUACGAGCGCUGUUUGGCAUCGAAAAGCCCUCAGGAUUCAACGCCAACGUGUCAAUCAUCGAAGACCUAUUCAUCCUCGUAUUGGACUCCACGACCCAACGAGAUUAUCUGAAAAACAGUGGUUUCGAUAUCGCCGUUCUGAAGUGGGCCAUCUUAUACGAUUCCGUAUUUCUCUUUGACAAUCUUCUUCAAGGCGGGGUCAAUGUCUGCAAAAGAGAGCAUUCACUUCACGCGUUGGAGUUCUUAUGUUCCAACGGCAGUGGUCCUAACGGGCAUAGAAUGCUAGUCAGGAUGCUCGAGAAAGUAGAGAAGGCUGAUCUCAACCAGUUGACGCCUUCUGGAGAGGGUUGGGGCUUGCUUCAUCGACUCGGGUUAGUAGAUGGUCGCGGUGACAGCGUGUUCGGCUGCCCGAAUUUCCGCUCUACAACCGCUUGGAUACCGGACACACCCCCUCCACCGCCGCCGCCUCUGGGAUACUCCAGAAUCGGUACUACAGGAUUUGCUCAGGCCAGACGACCGCACAGCAACCAGAAGUUUAACUUGGUACAUCGUUUGCUGCUGGAACAAGUCGACUGUCAGGUUCUCAGCACCAAAAGCCACUUUUCGCCCCUCAGCACGCAUAUUAGCGCCGGCCAUAUCGAUACAGCAAGGUUGAUUCUUCGUCAUGGCGCAUACCAGACCUUGCAUGUUCCGGACGUGAACGGCUGGACGCCGGUAUCAUGGGCAUGUGUCCACGGAUACGUCGAUUUUCUCGAGGACAUUGCCGCUGCUCAUUGUCCAGAACCCAUCUGGGACUUUCGAGUGCAAGUAGCAUUAGCAACGUCGAAAUUUGGGGCGAAGACGUUCAAUGACAUCAGCGCUCUGCAUCUCGCAGCAAUUGCAUCGCCGGACACGGUCACAUUCCUACUUGAUCGUGGUUUUGCCACCAAUCUUGACGUCGCUGCGGCAGAUUUCUCUACUCCUCUGCACCUCGCAACCUUUUUCGGGCUGACGGAGACUAUCAAAAUCCUGGUGUCUCGGGGUUGCAAUAUCAAUGCUCAGACUUCCGCAGGUCUGACUUCGUUGCACAUAUCUCUCCUGCACCAAGACGAAACGACUGUCGCGCUUCUCCUCGAACUAGUCUUCGAAGAGUUCCGGCAGAUUCGACAAGAAAUGAAACUGAACGGGUUCAAAGGCAUCUAA
This is a messenger RNA of Colletotrichum graminicola M1.001, 1419 nucleotides long. RefSeq lists its product as uncharacterized. The coding region runs from base 1 to 1419 and encodes 472 amino acids. Gene Ontology annotation, molecular function: protein binding. The transcript has 2 exons. NCBI's taxonomy places the organism in Eukaryota, Fungi, Ascomycota, Sordariomycetes, Glomerellales, Glomerellaceae. The record is from RefSeq and is a predicted model, not a curated record.